CUGGCCGCCAGUUCAUACCCGCACUCGCUGUUGCCCAGUCCGUCUCGUCCUGCCUUGAGUGUGAGUCGCGAGGCCCAGUGACUGCCAGUGAGAGUGACUCGGCGCGGUCACUGCACAGUCUUGAGUUCGUGAGCUGCCGUGACCGAGAUGGACGGCGCUGGUGCUGUGUACCAGCAGAUGGUGCACGCCUUCACUGACGCCUACACCACCGCCCUCUACACCGCCCGCCCGCCCACGCCUGACAGCGAUUACGGAUCUCUCAGCCCUGCUUCAACGCCUCCUCCGAGUCCCACUCGCCUGUGUCCCCCGACCCUCGCUCCCACCCUCUCCCCCACAACCCCGAGUGACGCCUGGGAGCCCUUCACCAUGGCCCAGCAGGCAACCCUCCAGACCUCCGCCUCCCCGGUCGUCACGUAUCCGGAGUAUACGCAGUUGUACACGGCGGCGGCAACCACCGGUAUCUUCGCCAAGCCCGGGACGCCUACCAAGACCGUGGCGGGAGUGGGCCAGCGCGCCUCCGUCACUCAGCACCAGUCAAAGGCUGACAGCUACCGGGUGUCCGCCUAUCAGAUCGGCAGGAGCCUAACCCCUGGCAAGACCUCCGCGUCAGUGCCUCUAGGCGCCAUUGAGAACAAACGGGAGCAGCAGCGCCUUGGUGGAUCACCGGUGAACCAAAACCCGUGCAAAACUCAAAAGGGGCCGCGUGGCAGCAGUCGAUGCGGCGUGAGGAAACAGCGGACGGGUCGUGACGUGACGGACGGUGUGAGGAAGAAGAGGAGACUCGCCGCCAACGCCAGGGAGCGCCGCAGAAUGGACAACCUGAACAAGGCUUUCGACAGACUGCGGUCCGUGCUGCCGCAGCUGUGCGACGACCGGAAGCUGUCCAAGUACGACACGCUUCAGAUGGCGCAGACCUACAUCACCACGCUCGCAGAUCUCCUCAUAUAGUGUCGGUAAUCUCUUCGGCAGGACAAGAGUUUACACGAGCAGCUUCUGCGACAUGAGAGCCGCGUCUCCGCCCCGCCACGCGCCCUGCCAGCCCUCCAGACUCCCGUGUAAGGUGAUGGUGCAGGUGAUGGAGUCGUGUCUUCCUUCGGGCGUCAGCGCCGUGAGGAUGGACGGGGCAGGAGGUCCUGUGCACAGUGCAGGAUUUCUAGAGGGCAGAUUGGGUCAGGCGCCUCUGGGUCCCUGGCCGGGCAGUGUCCUCGGUGUCUGUGUCAAGCCGCUGAAAAUGGGCAUUGUUAGACAUUUGUGUGGGGUAAACUUAUCAUGUGGAUCUCAGAGACUGGAUGGAUGGAGUGGGCGUCCUGGUGGGCGUGGGAAAGCGAGCGCCGCCUGUCGCGUCGCCGCGUUUUGCGGGUGAGCUAUGACGUGCCUCGCCGAGGAGCAACACGAGGCUGUCAAACGCCUGCACGUGGAAGAAAAAGGUGCCAAAUUCCCGGAGUCAGCCCACCGUGUCGAGCUGAAGGCAGCGUGAGCCCAAACAAAGACAGCAUCACAGUAUUACAGUUAUGUAGAGCCAAUGUUAAAAGAAAGAGUAAUGUUUAUAUUCUAUCUAGUCAGUGUGUCCCAUGUAAACUUUAAGAUGUAAAUAAAAGUGUGUGCAAAAUAUUAA
This is a messenger RNA of Portunus trituberculatus (swimming crab), 1615 nucleotides long. Its product is annotated as protein atonal homolog 1-like. The transcript has a single exon. Bases 148 to 948 code for a protein of 266 amino acids. Gene Ontology annotation, molecular function: protein dimerization activity. Lineage: Eukaryota; Metazoa; Arthropoda; Malacostraca; Decapoda; Portunidae. The record is from RefSeq and is a predicted model, not a curated record.